Messenger RNA from Penicillium daleae, 2709 nucleotides. Its product is annotated as WD repeat protein. Gene Ontology annotation, biological process: positive regulation of rRNA processing; positive regulation of transcription by RNA polymerase I. The record is from RefSeq and is a predicted model, not a curated record. Bases 1 to 2709 code for a protein of 902 amino acids. Gene Ontology annotation, molecular function: RNA binding; protein binding. NCBI's taxonomy places the organism in Eukaryota, Fungi, Ascomycota, Eurotiomycetes, Eurotiales, Aspergillaceae. Gene Ontology annotation, cellular component: nucleolus. The transcript is spliced from 3 exons.
AUGGCUCCCAGCCAGUCGGCUCAACACCAGAAACGAUCUCGGGCCAGUGAUGCCGCAGAGAAAGUAUCGCGGCCGGGCGAGGAGCGAACCAAACGGCGCCGUACCUCCGAUGUGAUCGAUACUCAGAGCCCAAAGAAGGCCAAGGCUUCCAGCAAUGCUGAAGCUACAACCAAUGACGACCCUCCGUCGCAGGAACUGCGAGAGCGAAAGAGUGCCGCACCAUGGUCAUUUUCACGUCCCGUCGGUGGCCGCUAUAGCAAUCUGGACCCCGUCAUGACUACAGAUGAGGCAUAUCUCUUCGUGGGACUCGACACUUCAGUGCAAGUAUUUGCAACCGCUACCUCUCGCCUCCUCCGUACCCUGCAAAUGGAAGCCGGCCAGAAAGUGAUUGGAUACCAACUGUGCCCCAUCGAAUCCGAUAUUCUCUAUAUUUUCACACCUGGUUUUGUGACCAAGUGGGACUGGGAUUCUGGAAAGCGGCUUGCCCGCUGGGGGACUGAUGCCCCCACCGCGGCGGUUGAUCUAUCAGUGCUCGAGAGAAAGGACCAGCUAGCAUCAUACUCGAUAGUCUCCCAGAAGGACGGGAAGAGGCAGAUUUUGAUUAACUCACUAGGUGAAAAGAAGCUCGCCGGUAUCUCAGUCCUUGUAACCAACGAGCCGAUCAACACCAUUAAAAUUGCAUGUGGGGGCCGAGUCAUCGUCGCUUGUGAUGGAUCCCAUCUGUUCCUGGGUACUACUUCGAGCGUUGAUCUCGAAUUGCUCGAGUCUACUCAGUACACGUGGCGCGAGGCUACCCUCCCAGCUCCUGCCACCUGUUUCCACCUGCGUGAAAGUUCCGAUGAAAGUUCGGAAUCCUCAGAUCCCGUGGUUGACUUGGUAGUCGGUGACACUGGCGGAUACAUCUUGAUAUAUCAAGACAUUCUCAGCACCCUGUUUGGUCAUUCCGUGGAGAAGAAAUCCCCACCCCGCAAAUUGCACUGGCACCGAGGUGCUGUCAGUUCCGUGCGAUGGUCCAGAGAUGGCAAUUAUCUUAUUUCAGGUGGCCAGGAAUCGGUGCUGGUGCUGUGGCAGCUUGAUACUGGACGAAAGCAGUUCCUUCCUCAUCUUUCCUCGCCCAUAUGCAAUAUAAUUGUUUCACCGAACGGAAACUCUUAUGUCGUCAAACUGGCUGAUAACUCGGUUAUGGUCUUGUCUGCUCGAGAGCUGCAGCCCUCCGCCAAUGUGACUGGUCUCCAACUAAGCACUGAAAGCUACAAGGACUCUUCUCCACGAGGACCUUGCGGUGCCGUUGCUACCUUGCACCCGCAGCACCCCGAACGACUGCUGGUUACAGUUCCCGCUUCUUACCACAUUAGUCAACAGGGGCAGCAGCGCCCAAGCUCUGCUGUUCUCCAGACAUUCGAUAUCCGCGCCAAUUGCCACAUCUCCCGCCAAGCUCUGGCACGAACCAACGCAACAACCUUGGAUAUUGGCCCAGACGGAACUCCUAUCGUCGCUCCCGAUGUCCGCCAGAUGGACAUCAUACAGGAUGGAAAAUGGUUAGCCACCGUCGAUUCAUGGGUGCCGAAUCCUCAAGACGUAGAAGCUUUGACUUUUAGCACUCAAAAGAACGACCUGGCUUCAUCGCGCCCCGAGGUCUACCUCAAGUUUUGGAAGUGGAACCCAUCAUCCGACAGUUGGGAAUUGGUGACGCGCAUCGACGGACCCCACUUCAGUGAUUCUCGUCAUGCUACCGUCCUUGGCCUUGUGGCUCGCCCAUGCUCCCAUGAGUUUGCCACCCUUGGAGCCGAUGCAUCCCUCCGCUUCUGGUGCCCAACCGCCCGGCACCGAAGUGGCCUGAAUACCGAUGCGUCUAAAAAGAACCUUGACACUUGGAAGUGCCGAAGUGUGGUCGAUUUGAGUGCAUCGCUCGAAAAUGCCACGCGCGCUCUUGAGACAGCCUGUAUAAGCUUCUCUGAAGACGGGUCUGUCCUUGCUGUUUGCUUGCCCUCUCAUUCCGGUCCAAGCGAUGGUCUUGUUCUUCUGGUUGAUGCCCGAAACGGCACUGUACACUAUCGCCGGACCGGGGUCUUCUUUGGAAAGCCCUUAUCCGCGAAGUUCCUCGGAAAGUACUUGAUUGUCGCUUCUUCCGGGUCCGUGGCUGUUUGGGACACUGUUGACGAUGUCGUCAAGCCAAUUGAGCUCACCGAAUCGACUGGCUCUACCGAUGUGAUGUUCUUACCCUUGGUUGCGGUCAAUUCACGAACUGAAACUUUUGCUAUCGCUAUCCGCCGCGGUGGCAGCUCGAACAACCCCCAAAAGAAGCGGCGCAAGGCUCGGUACUAUAUCCGAAUUUACGAUGUCCCGUCCUUUGAUUUAGUAUUCCAAGAAACUCUUGGCUGCAGUCCCUUGGCGCUCCUAUCAGACACAUACACCGGCGACUACAUCAUCAUUGAUUCAACUGUCAGUGUGCAGCGCCUUGGCUGCUUGGAAAAGGCAUCACAGAAGAGCACACAGCCACAGGAGGUGACCAGCCAGCUGAAUUCUGGACUAGCUAGCAUCUUCAGCCAGGCACACGAGCGACCCGCAGCACUGCCGGCUGCUGAGGAUGACCAUUCUACUUCUCAAAAUAAGGCGCUGGCCACGGUGUUUGGAGACACACCGGCCUUCUCCCUCCCCUCCAUCGGUGUUCUCUUCAGGAACGUGGUGCAGACCCUGGGUUCAAGCUAA